AUGGCAUUGAUGUUGUAUGAUGAUACUGUACUCAGUGGCUUGAAGAGGUUUCAUAAUCCCAGUGCGGCCUACACGUUUGCCAACCACACAAUACGAAUCAAACAAAACUGGAAAGAUCUGGGGGUAGCAGCUGUUGUCUGGGAUGCUGCAGUUGUUCUUUGCAUGUACUUAGAAGCUGGCGGCAUUAACCUGCAAGGUCGUUCCGUGAUAGAACUGGGUGCAGGAACAGGAUUGGUGGGAAUUGUGGCUGCAUUACUUGGUGCUGAAGUUACAGUCACAGAUCGAGAAGUAGCCUUGGAGUUUCUGAAAACAAAUGUUCAUGAUAAUCUUCCAACAGAUCUUCUACACAAAGUGUCUGUGAAACCACUCACAUGGGGCAAAGGGUUGGAGAAUUUCUCAACAUUUGAUGUCAUAGUAGGAGCAGAUAUCGUCUAUCUGGAGGAAACAUUCCAAGAUUUGCUGAAGACUAUUCUCCAUCUGAGUACAGAAAAUACUGUUAUCUUAUUGUCAUGCAAGCUUAGAUACCAACGUGAUAAUCAGUUCCUGGACAUGAUGAGGCAACAUUUUCAAGUGGUUCAGGUCCUUUAUGAUCAGAAUGUUGAUGUCCAUAUUUUUAAAGCGCUGAAGAUAUGUCAGAGAGAAGAACUUUAA
Staurois parvus is the source of this 651-nucleotide messenger RNA. Lineage: Eukaryota; Metazoa; Chordata; Amphibia; Anura; Ranidae. The record is from the annotation of a GenBank genome assembly.